AAGUUUUUAGGAGGAUCCAGCAGCAUUUUUAGAAGACCAGUUUGCUUUUUUCCAUUUUCAUUCUGAUUUGAAUGACCUUGAUCAUCCGAGAUCGAACGCUCGUCGAUUUAUCCACUACAGUAAAGACAUCAUUUACGCAGCACGGCAUCAAAGAGGAAGAAAAUGGUCCUCGUCGUUCGCCCACGGGCAUUCGCUGCCACGCCUGCUCUGGUCGCUCUGUUCCUUUUCUGCUCCACUACGGCGAUAGCUAGUCCAGCUUCUACGACUGGCGCAGCAGUUCGAAAAUGGAUUUCUUCCGAGGGACCCUCGUCCAAUGGCACCGCGUCAUUACUUGUCACCCAACAAGAAGCAUCAGAUGAAUCUAUACUCCUGAAGCCAGUCUCUGUGCCGAAGAUAGUGGGAAAGUACUGUAAUGCAAACAGGGAUUGGGGUCCGAUACCAGACUCUCCCAACAUUAAGACUCAAAACAAAAAAUCUUCCAUCUUUAGAGGCAUCUUGGCCCACCCGUUUUUAGAGGCAAAAGGGGGCCCAGGAUGCUCCUGAAGACGGACUUCGCUUAGUUCUUCUAACGACAAGGAUUUCCUAGGGAAAGUCGUACGAGUAGUCAGCUUCAUUCGUCACGGUGCGCGGAUUAUGUGCGGGGGCGAUCAGUAUUCGGCGAAGGGGAGAUGCUGUUAUGUUGAGAUGAUGUUUGAAAUGCAAUAGUAUUCAGCGAAGGGGAGAUGCUGUUAUGUUCAGAUGAUGUUUGAAAUGCAGAUUAUAGAUUAUAGACGCACAGAGAAAUACAAAUAAGUAGUACGUGUGUCUACAAGAAUAAUAUCCUAGCGUGGUCCUAAUACAAGUAUUACUAGAGGAUGGAUAAGAUCCUUUUCCUUCCCACAACAAGCAACAUCCUACUUCUAGUUCUACUUCACCCUUUCUUCAUCUCCCGAAAAACGACACCGUUCGAUUCGACUGCUCUGCUGGACACGACUCGAUUUCCACUACAGGAGAAAAGGAACGCCAAGUGCCAUGGGCUAUUGCCUUUGCUGAAGGCACGAACGCAAGAGAAGGGCACGAAGGCAAGACGGCUACAACACCGAGAAACAACUGGGAUGGAACGUGUGGCUUGGGUCAGAUGA
Amoebophrya sp. A25 is the source of this 1121-nucleotide messenger RNA. The record is from the annotation of a GenBank genome assembly. Lineage: Eukaryota; Dinophyceae; Syndiniales; Amoebophryaceae.